Messenger RNA from Gilbertella persicaria, 3420 nucleotides. RefSeq lists its product as uncharacterized. Gene Ontology annotation, molecular function: protein binding. Gene Ontology annotation, cellular component: cytoplasm. The transcript has 8 exons. The record is from RefSeq and is a predicted model, not a curated record. The coding region runs from base 334 to 3180 and encodes 948 amino acids. Gene Ontology annotation, biological process: positive regulation of TORC1 signaling. Lineage: Eukaryota; Fungi; Mucoromycota; Mucoromycetes; Mucorales; Choanephoraceae.
UGUAUUUUCCUCAAGUAAAUGAGCAAGAAAGGCUUCAUCUAACUGUCUUAUGGGUGGCAUAAUAAUAAUAAUAAUAAUAAAACAAGAAGAGCAGUGUGAGUAGCGGUGAAUGAAUUCGCGUCUAUUUGAACAGAAUGAAGAAGCAUUGUCAAAGGGUUAUGCUAAACCUUCUUACGUAAUCUAAAGCCUAAUCUCAUUUCUCUUUUGUUCUUUGUAUCUUACUUUAUGAUGAUCAUGCUUAGGUAGGACAGAGAUACACUGCAAAUCAUAAAAAAAAGGGUUUAUGGAUUAAAUGUCCUCUCUCUCUCUCGCUUUUUUUUUGUUAUUUAUACUAUGGUUAUUGUUCAAAGAUCUAUUAUAUGGUCUCCUCACCAAGGUCAAAAUCAAUUCUUAGCGGGAGGAACUGAACUCAAGUUGUAUGAAUGGGUGCCAGAGACACAUGACGCACCAGGAAGAGCACGCUAUAUAUCGACGAUCCCAGACAUUACACUCAUGAUGUGUGCUGAUUGGUCUCCUGAUUCCAACUGUCCAGAUUUAGUCGCUGUGGGUUUAACAACAGGAAGAACACUGCUUGUUCGUAUGCAUGAGCACUCUUUGACAGACUAUCCCAAUGCAGACGGAUUAGAAACAUCAACACAAGGAAGAGCUACCAUCUACAGCAAUACGCACUUAAUCCGCAAACAAACACAACAAUCUACACAGAUACAACAACAGAAGCAAUAUCCUUCUUUAGGUGUCAAAUUAUCGCGUUCAAGCAACGUAGUCUCAUUCUCAAAAACACAUCCUCAUUUAUUAGCAGCAGGUCUUGAUAAAGUACGCAAUGAUCCAUGUUUGCUUGUAUGGGAUGUGUCUCGAUCAUUAGACAGUUAUUGCAAUACACCGACUGGAUCACAGACACCGACUAAAAGCUUCCAACAAGAUCCUUGGCGCAUAGAUACAAAAGACCGUCGAUACAAUCAAGAUAUGUCUAGUACGAGAGAACAAGGACCAGUGAGACAAUAUGGGUCUUCAGAGGCCAUUGCUUCCUGUGCAUGGUCUGAACAUGCUAAUGCGCCACUGUUGAUUGCAGGCAUGGGCAAUAAAUACUUGCGUGUGUAUGAUAUUCGAGCAGAUCCUGGAUCCAAUCCACUUCAAUUCACCACGAAAGCAGUGCAUGGUAUUGUGGUAGAUCCAUUCAGUCCAUACCGCGUUGCUUCUUAUUCAGAAGAAGGCAUCAUUAAACUAUGGGAUCUUCGCAAGAACAACGAUGCCAUCUUGACACUGAAUGCAGAAAGCAAGACAAAUCUGUCUAAAAUUGUGUUUUCUCCUUCUCAACCUGGGUUUUUAGCCUCAUUAGCCAAAGAUGCAUCCACCAUUGAUUUAUGGGAUAUUCAAGAGACUUGUUCUUUGCAAUCCGCUGUCCAUUCGUCUGUGCAACAUUAUCAAAAACCAGCUUUUUAUCCUGCUGUCAAUACAUCAAACAAUGUGUUACUCUCAAGUCAGUUUGAGGACAAUGAGUUGAGUAUUCCUGUGCUUUGGAAGACACGCAAGACAAGAUCCAGUGCAAAAAAAUUUGCUUCUUUUGCUUUUAUUCCUCAAGCAAGUGCGAAACAAGACAAUACAAUGCUUGCUAUUCAUACAGACGGUAAAUUUGAAUCUGUCAAAAUACAAGAAGCAUGUCAGAUAACAUGGCAGCCAACGGGUGGUAUGGUCAUGACAAGCAAAAAAGGACUUUUGUCCUAUCCUCCAGCAGAGAACAGUCCAGUGGAACACACGAUCCAUAGCUUGUCCCUACAGCCCAGUGCAAUUACAGCCAGUGUCGAUCGACCAUUGGCUGCAGAACUUGCCAAAGAUAUUUCUGUUGUCAUGAAGAGACGAUUAGAAGAAGGCUAUUCAAUGGACUGCAACAAGAACAUUGAAAUCACUCGUCAUCAUCCAAAGCUACGAGAGUUAUGGUCUUGGAUGAAGAUUGCAGAUCAAAUGUCCACCAAGCUCUCCAAGAUUGGGAAUAUAGACUAUAGUUUUCAUGGCGUGUAUGGUAUCUGGAUGGGAUCUUCUAGUCGUCAUCGAUCUUCACCUUCAAGUACACCUCGUACCAGUCAGUCUCCUAAACCACCUCGACAGACACCUACGCUCAAGUUAAAAGACACAGAAACGAGUCCCUUAGAGACAGCCAACGAUUUACCUAUGGUAGAAACAGCCAAAUCAGCUCAGAGAACCAUUGCAUUAGCUUCUUGUGGGUUUGGAUUUGAUACAAAAGGAUUUGAAAGAGAAUUGAUACAACUUGAAUCUCGAGGAGAAUAUGAUAAGGCUGCUGGUUUAGCUUUAUUCCAUGGUGCUCCUGAAAGAGCGAUUCAAGCAUUAAGUAAUGCUCGAGGAAAAGAUAAUAAAGAAGAACAACAGUGCAAAUUAAUGUCUGCUAUCUUGGCUAGUUAUCAAGCCAAUGGUACUGAAGCCAACAGUACAUGGAAAGAUAUCUGUGAAUCACUCAGCAAUGAUAUGGUGGAUAGACCUUAUUUACGUGCUAUUUUUGCCUAUAUUGCAUCCAAUAAUUGGUAUAGAGUCUUGGAUGAACCUUGCUUACCACUUCGAGAAAGAAUGGCUAUUGCUUUACGUGUAUUAGAUGAUGAACAGAUGACUCUCUAUCUAAAUAGAACACUAGAGAAACUAGUGCAAGAAGGAGAUGUAGAAGGAGUUGUCCUGACUGGACUAACAGUGAAAGGCGUUGAUCUUUUAGAAAGAGCAUUAGAUAGAUAUGGCGAUGUACAGACAGCCAGUUUAGUCAUGAGUUACACGGUUCCAAAGCGAUUUAAAGAUAAUCGAGUAGAAGACUGGGUAGAAAGUUAUCGCUCCUUAAUAGAUCGAUGGCAAAUGUGGCAUGCAAGAGCCAAGUUUGAUAUUCAGCGUGGUAAACGCAUGAAUUCAAGUGAAAUUGCACCACCUCAAGUCUAUGUCCGCUGUAAUUUCUGUGCUCAAUCGUUGGGUCAUAGUCUAGUGAUACAAAAUGCUCGUAACAGAGAAGGGAAGCGAAUGAAUGUCCAAACAAGCAAUCCUGGUAGUCGGGCAUCCGCUAAACAAAAGGUAAUGUUUUUAUUCCACUUAUCCAUUGGCUUAUUCUCUAUAGAGUUCGGUAUGUUCAAGUUGUCGAAAACCACUGCCUCGAUGUGCUCUCUGUCUGUUGCAUAUGGGCACACCUAUUGAUCAAUUAAGACAGACCAUGAUAGCCAAUGAUACCCAUAAAGUCGAUCCUGCUGGAUUUGAUCUCUGGUUUACUUGGUGUCAAACAUGCCGCCAUGGUGGCCAUGCUAUCCAUAUGUUUGACUGGUUUCAGAAACAUUCAACUUGUCCUGUCAGUAAUUGUACUUGUCAAUGCCAAAUUUAAACCAAUUAAAAAGAUGUGUGCCAAGACAACAUUUUGGUUGCAUAAAUAGAGAUUCGUAG